Messenger RNA from Strongyloides ratti, 606 nucleotides. RefSeq lists its product as hypothetical. The transcript has a single exon. Bases 1 to 606 code for a protein of 201 amino acids. Lineage: Eukaryota; Metazoa; Nematoda; Chromadorea; Rhabditida; Strongyloididae. The record is from RefSeq and is a predicted model, not a curated record.
AUGACAACAAAAGAAUUGAUAACACCUUCUGAAACAGUUAAAGAUUUACCCUAUAAUUUAGAAUGUGGUACAUUAAAAUCUGUAGGUUCAAGAGUAAAAUAUAAUAAUAAAAAACAAUCAAAAGAGGUGGGAAAAAAAUUUAAAAAUUAUUAUUAUCACUCCAAUAGGGUUCAAUAUAUUACAAAUUCUAAAAUUUCCAAUGAUUCUAUAGAAUCAUUACCAAAUAAUGGAACAGAAAAAGGUUUUUUUUUCAAAGCUACUAAUGAUGCAUAUUUUGGAAAAUAUUUGUUAAAUAAUCAUGAAACACCACAAAAACCAUAUAAAGGAAAUCAACAUUAUUUGAAGAAUAAAAAUUGUACAAAUUUUACAAGUAAUUACCAUUCUUUUCAGGCAUCUGAAACUUUUUCAACAACACCAAUCUCAUCAAAUGAAUCAUCACUAGAUAUUUAUACAAAUUCAAGUGAAAAUAGUAUAGUGAAUAAAGUUUUUGACAUGUAUAUUCAAAGUUUUGCAAUUCAAGAUUUUUCUGAUGCAGAAAAAAUUUAUAAUUAUAAUAAACGAAUGAUAGCAAGAAAUUUAAUCAAAAUUCAUAAAAGGUUGCGUUAA